Rubroshorea leprosula is the source of this 2389-nucleotide messenger RNA. NCBI's taxonomy places the organism in Eukaryota, Viridiplantae, Streptophyta, Magnoliopsida, Malvales, Dipterocarpaceae. The record is from the annotation of a GenBank genome assembly.
AGUCAAACAAAAGGAAUCAAUCAAAGAAGAGAAUCCCAUGAUGAGGAAGUUCAAAAAUGAACAAACCUUGUCCGAGGAAGCCUCUGGAUCUAACAACUUUACUAAAAUGCUUCACUAUAGAUCUAAUCCAAGCUGAUUGGAGAUUGGUCGUUCAGAAACUCCGAUCUCAAUACCAGCCGGAGCUCCCUCCCUGCCUCCAGGGAACCACGGUUAGAGUUGAAUUGGGUGAUGCAACUACAGCUCUAGACCCUGCUGAUGCUCACACCAUUAAUCGAGCUUUCCCCCUCACUUAUGGCCAGCCUUUGGCUCAUUUUCUCAGGGCUACUGCACAAGUCCCUGAUGCUCAGAUUAUAACUGAACAUCCAACUAUUAGGGUUGGACUUGUGUUUUGUGGGAGACAAUCCCCUUCUGGGCAUAAUGUCAUAUGGGGCCUCCAUGAUGCUCUCAAAAUCCACAACUCAAAGAGCACUUUGCUGGGAUUUCUUGGUGGUUCUGAAGGCUUGUUUGCACAGAAAACUCUUGAGAUAACAGAUGACGUUCUUUCUACAUACAAAAAUCAAGGUGGUUAUGAUUUGCUGGGAAGAACGAAAGAUCAAAUUAGAACAAUGGAGCAAGUUAAUGCUGCACUAACUGCAUGCAAAGAUUUGAAAUUGGAUGGUCUUAUCAUUGUUGGAGGGGUCACAUCAAACACAGAUGCUGCUCAGCUUGCUGAAACGUUUGCUGCAGCAAAUUGUGCAACAAAAGUGGUUGGUGUUCCUGUGACAUUAAAUGGAGACCUUAAGAAUCAAUUUGUUGAAACUGAUGUCGGUUUUGAUACAAUAUGCAAGGUCAAUUCCCAGCUCAUCAGCAAUGUGUGCACAGAUGCUCUCUCUGCUGAGAAGUAUUAUUAUUUUAUCCGCCUUAUGGGUCGGAAGGCAUCCCAUGUAGCUCUUGAAUGCACUCUCCAGUCACAUCCAAAUAUGGUAAUUCUUGGAGAGGAGGUGGCUGCAUCAAAGCUUACUCUUUUUGACCUGACAAAGCAAAUUUGUGAUGCAGUGCAAGCCAGAGCCGAGCAAGACAAGAACCAUGGGGUCAUCCUCCUGCCAGAAGGGCUUAUAGAAAGCAUUCCUGAAGUGUAUGCUCUCUUAAAGGAAAUUCAUAGUUUGCUCAGACAAGGUGUCCUCACAGACAGCAUUUCCUCUCAGCUUUCACCUUGGGCAUCUGCUUUGUUUAACUUUUUGCCAGACUUUAUUAGGAAACAGCUCCUUCUUGAUCCUGAAUCAGAUGAUUCUGCACAGCUGUCCCAGAUUGAGACAGAGAAACUUCUUGCACACCUUGUGGAGACUGAAAUCAACAAGCGCCAGAAACAGGGCAAGUACAAGGGCAAAAAAUUCAAUGCCGUCUGCCACUUUUUUGGUUAUCAAGCUCGUGGAUCCUUACCAUCAAAAUUUGACUGCGACUAUGCCUACGUUCUUGGACACAUCUGCUAUCAUAUUCUUGCAGCGGGUUUGAAUGGUUACAUGGCAACUGUAACUAACUUGAAGAACCCUGUGAACAAAUGGCGUUGUGGUGCUGCACCUAUUACGGUUGGGUUUUGAAUAUGGCCACUUCAUUUUAUAUCAUAUAUGAUUUUUUUUUUCUUCUAGCUCUUUGUACCUUUCAUGAAUCCCUUCUCUUCCCUGACCCAGUUUUCCCUUUUGGAGCAUUUGUUUUAUGGAUUCAGCAGGCAAUACGGUUUCUUGUUUCCUUUGGCAUGCUUUCUGAUAUGGUUUCUCAGUUUCUUUGGCUUGCUUUCUGAUGUGCUUUUUUUUUGUCCAACACUAUCUGUUAUGCUUACAUCUUUGAUUGUAACCUUAGGCAAUGAUGACUGUGAAGCGUUGGUCUCAAAAUCCUAAUGCCACCACCUCAAUUGGAAUGCCUGCUAUUCAUCCAGCUGCAGUGGAUUUGAAAGGCAAAGCAUAUGAUCUACUGAGACAAAAUGCUACAAGAUUCUUGUUGGAAGACCUGUACAGAAAUCCAGGGCCCCUUCAGUUUGAUGGUCCUGGUGCUGAUGCUAAGGCUGUAAGCCUGUGUUGCGAAGACCAGGAUUACAUGGGAAGGAUCAAGGAGCUUCAGGAAUAUAUUGACAAGGUACGGACCAUUGUGAAACCAGGGUGUUCUCAGGAGGUUCUGAAAGCUGCAUUGAGCGUAAUGGCUUCAGUGACACAGGUUCUUUCUUCUAUGUCUUCAUCAUCCGGUGUGCAGACAUUCUUUUAAGACACUACAAGUUAGUUGUCGCUCUUGAACUCUCAGACGCUGAUAUCCAUGGUGUUGAAGUCCAAAACCUGUCAUCACUUGGUAUCGUUUUUCUUAAUAUAAAUCUUGAGUUACAGUGGUUGAACCUUGGUAAUAAUAAACUACUAUUUUUUCU